GAUCCCGGGUUAUUCUUGUGCUUCCACCAUCUCCGUCCUCGCGUCCGCUGCCAAUCCCUCGCACGCCGUUCGCCGGACUGCCUGACCAACCAUGGGCCUACUAACAAUCAUACGGAAGAACCGGCAGAAGGAGAAGGAGAUGCGCAUACUGUUCCUCGGCCUCGAUAACGCGGGGAAGACGACCAUCCUGAAGAAGCUGAAUGGAGAGGAUAUUAUGGGUAUCAGUCCGACACUGGGCUUCAACAUCAAGACCUUCGUCCAUCGCAAGUAUACCCUGAAUAUAUGGGACGUUGGCGGUCAGCGCACACUGCGACCAUAUUGGCGUAACUACUUCGAGCAAACGGACGCGCUAGUCUGGGUCGUCGACUCGGGCGAUCGCCUGCGAAUGAACGAUUGCAAGGAGGAAUUGCACGGGCUCUUGCUCGAAGACCGACUGGCCGGUGCGUCUCUGCUCAUCUUCGCAAACAAGCAGGACCUGCAGGGCUCGAUGAGCAGUACAGAGAUCCGAGACGCUCUUGACUUGCUCUCCAUCAAGUCUCACCGAUGGAAGAUCCUACCUUGCAGCGCAAUGACCGGCGAAAACCUUGUGGAGGGUCUCGACUGGGUCGUCGACGAUGUGGCAGGUAGGCUGUACUACUCCACGACCACCGAGGAUGCGAUGCCUCGCCAGGGGGCGAGUCCCGUCGUUGUACAUUAAAUGUAUCUGUAAUACCUCUGACAUUUUUUCGAGCUUCUGGCUAUGUGAUAUGCCAUGAUGAGGCUGGUUUGUAUCGAACCCGACGCACAGUGCAUGCGUAGGACCAUACUUUCACUUACUACUCUAUGUGUGACUCAGUCCAAAUGAGCUGUGUACGAUAGUAAGGC
Rhodofomes roseus is the source of this 864-nucleotide messenger RNA. Its product is annotated as GTP-binding protein. The transcript is spliced from 6 exons. Gene Ontology annotation, cellular component: cytoplasm; microtubule cytoskeleton. Gene Ontology annotation, biological process: protein folding. Gene Ontology annotation, molecular function: GTP binding; GTPase activity. The record is from RefSeq and is a predicted model, not a curated record. NCBI's taxonomy places the organism in Eukaryota, Fungi, Basidiomycota, Agaricomycetes, Polyporales, Fomitopsidaceae. The coding region runs from base 92 to 697 and encodes 201 amino acids.